Messenger RNA from Myxocyprinus asiaticus (Chinese sucker), 2423 nucleotides. RefSeq names its product bestrophin-4-like. The record is from RefSeq and is a predicted model, not a curated record. Gene Ontology annotation, molecular function: chloride channel activity. Lineage: Eukaryota; Metazoa; Chordata; Actinopteri; Cypriniformes; Catostomidae. The transcript is spliced from 9 exons. The coding region runs from base 1 to 1380 and encodes 459 amino acids.
AUGACCGUGUCCUACACUCAUAAGGUGGCUAAUGCUAGGUUUGGAGGGUUCACAAAGUUGCUCUUCAGGUGGAGAGGAAGCAUUUACAAGCUUUUGUACAGAGAAUUCCUUGUCUUCUGCAUACUGUACAGCUUUUUCAGUGUUUUAUACAGAUGUAUCCUUAACGAUGAACAACAGGAUCUGUUUGAGCGACUAGCACGUCAUUGCAACAAGUUUGCUAAACUCAUCCCUAUGUCAUUUGUUCUUGGGUUCUAUGUUACACAGGCAUUUCAGCGUUGGUGGGGCCAAUAUACAAGCUUUCCCCUGCCAGAUAACUUGAUGAUGGUUGUAUCUGGGAAUGUUCAUGGCAUAGAUGAAAGAGGGCGCAUGCUGAGGCGCACCCUGAUGAGGUAUGCAAAUCUCUCAUCAGUUCUCAUCCUGCGCUCCAUCAGUACACGGGUGCACAAGCGAUUUCCAACUCUGGAGGACAUUGUGGAGGCAGGAUUCAUGACUGCAGAGGAGCUCAAUAAACUUAACCAUCUGUACUCUGACUUUAACAAAUACUGGAUGCCACUUACAUGGUUUGCAAACCUGGCAUCACAAGCAAGAAGAGAAGGGCGUGUGAAAGAUGAUAUAGCCUUAAGACUCCUUAUGGAUGAGCUUAAUAACUACAGAUCAAAAUGCAGCAUGCUCUUCCACUAUGACUGGAUCAGCAUUCCUUUGGUGUACACACAGGUUGUGACUCUGGCUGUGUACUCCUUCUUUACAUUCUGUCUAAUUGGAAGACAGUUUGUGAAACCUGAGAAUCGUGAUGAACACAAGAUUCAUCUGGACCUGUAUGUUCCAGUUUUCACUCUACUGGAAUUCUUCUUUUAUGCUGGCUGGUUAAAGGUAGGGGAACUUAUUAUUAACCCAUUUGGAGAAGAUGAUGAUGAUUUUGAAACCAACCAACUUAUAGAUCGAAACAUUCAGGUUUCUAUGCUAGCUGUAGAUGACAUGCACCAAAACCUUCCUCCCCUAGUAAAGGACAAAUACUGGUUGGAUAAGGGUCCCUCAUAUCCUUCUGCCACUAUGAAGCCUAUCUUCAUGGGCUCGACACAUGACAUGAGGAUACUUGAGGAUGAAAAUGAGGAAUCUGUACCAAUCAUCAAGACACCAAUGCUUGCCAUCGGUGUGUGGCCGACUACACUCAAAGUAAAAAAGCAAAGAAGCAAGGGCCUACAGCAACUGUGUCUCUGCUGCAGAACAAAAUGUACGGGUGAGAGCUCUGUCAGAGCACUUGAAAACCCUUCAAAGAUUAACGUCUUGCCACCACCUCAGCUACAAAACAUGUCAAGGCAACACCAGGUGGAAUUGCUGGAAUCUCCUGAAACUAAAGGACCAGCAAACCAAGACCCCUAGAUAAAUUAUGCAACAACCAAUCUGAAUUUAGAUCAGUACAACCAUACUAUAAUCUUGACCUAUUUGUUAGAAUAGUCAAGGAUGAGAUAAUAUUUCUUGUAUUUUUAAACUUAUCCCUCACUUCAUACACUGUAAAUACUAACAGCUGUUUCAAAUUAUACACAUUUGUUGUUUUAACUUCAGCGAAUAAAUUAAAAAAUAUAUUGCCACUCCCACUAGUCACCAUUACACCGUAAACCCUAAAUUUCAACAAUCAGUUGUCUAUUGUCAACAAUUACUUCAAAUGUCACAUUUUCAAAUCAGAACUCUGUUAACUGUUAAAUAUGCUACUUAAAUUCCUUUGGCUUCAAAAUCCACUAAAUUACAUUUUUGAUCCUAAUAACUCAAAAUGAUCAAGUAUAAAAUUGAGGCUGUGGGGAAUGUCUUUUAGCCUUGUACUUGAAUUAUGUAUACCUGGUCAAGGCAUGGGAACUUUGGGACAUGUAAUAGCCAUUAUUUAGAAUGAAUAUAGGCUUUAGCUCUUUUGACUGUUGUUGUACUUAGUAGCUGUUUUGUGUUAACCCUUAUAUUGUGUUCCGGUCAAAAUUGACCAAUUAGCGUUAUAUACUACAAACUGUAGUUUAUUUCAUCUAGUUGGAAUAAAAUUCCAUGACUUUCACACAGGGCAUCUGAACACAUUUUUAAUUUUUUUUAUCAUUUUCAUAAAACUGUAUUGGUUUUAUUUCACUUUGUUACACCUGUGGUGUUCCUGGUCUAAAGUGAACGGACACUGGAAAUGAAUGGAUUAAGCUACAAAAUACAGAAAUAUUAGGUGUUCAGGAGCAUCACAAUCCUUUAGAUAAGCACAUAUGUGGAUGUGUGUUUGCACAAACAAAGUCCUUGGACAUGUGCAAAAUAUGUCAAGGCAACACCAGAAAAACUAAUGGACCAGCAAACCAAGACCCCUAGAUAAAUUCAGCAGCUACCCCAUCUUAAAUUAAAUCAGUACAACCAUGCUAUUACACACACACACACGUGUGAUGAGUGCACUUUUGUGCAUCGUC